AUGCUCGACAAUGCGCGCCUCGUGCCCGAGCUGCUGCAGCUGGUGGCUCACGUCUCAACGAUGCGCGUCGUGCUGCGGCGCUGGGACCGCGGCGACUACGCCGCCGCGUCGGCGAUCACGUACCCGGACAAGCUGCUCGGGGGCUGCGAGGCCGAGUUCAACAGGCAAGGGGGGGUCUUCUUCGCGCCGGCUGCGUGCUGGCGGUGCCGAAAGCAGCCAUGGGCUGCGUUCGGGCUAGGAGCGGGCUUUGUCAGGCGGCCGGCAGGGGUGAGGGUGAAGAUGCGCCAGGCGAAGCUGCUGGGGGAGACGACGCCCAAGGCAGUGGACGGCGGGGUCAAGCUGGAGGUGCGCGGCCCCAUGGGGGCCAAGGUGCGCGCCAUCGGUCCUGCUGCAGCUGGCAGCAUCGGCGGCGGCGUCAGCAGCGGCGGCGAGCAGGGUACGAUGCCGCGCUCCAAAUUAUGA
Messenger RNA from Monoraphidium neglectum, 462 nucleotides. RefSeq lists its product as hypothetical. The transcript is spliced from 2 exons. The coding region runs from base 1 to 462 and encodes 153 amino acids. Lineage: Eukaryota; Viridiplantae; Chlorophyta; Chlorophyceae; Sphaeropleales; Selenastraceae. The record is from RefSeq and is a predicted model, not a curated record.